Andrographis paniculata is the source of this 988-nucleotide messenger RNA. Its product is annotated as superoxide dismutase [Mn], mitochondrial-like. Gene Ontology annotation, molecular function: superoxide dismutase activity; metal ion binding. The record is from RefSeq and is a predicted model, not a curated record. Lineage: Eukaryota; Viridiplantae; Streptophyta; Magnoliopsida; Lamiales; Acanthaceae. Gene Ontology annotation, cellular component: mitochondrion. The transcript is spliced from 6 exons. Gene Ontology annotation, biological process: superoxide metabolic process. Bases 94 to 687 code for a protein of 197 amino acids.
GCGAGCUGUGUUGAGCUCAUUCAUCGUCUAUUUACACUUGUCUGUCUCUCUACGGUUCUCCUUCCUGCCCUGCUCGCUCGCACCGACUCGCCAAUGGCUCUCCGAACCCUAAUCGCCAGAAGGAUCAUCAAGGCACCGUCUCUUGGAUUGCGCGGUCUGCAGACGUUUUCGCUCCCCGAUCUUCCGUACGACUAUGGCGCCCUAGAGCCUGCCAUCAGCGCCGAAAUCAUGCAACUCCACCACCAGAAGCACCACCAGACCUACAUCACUAAUUACAACAAAGCUUUGGAGCAGCUCGACGAUGCAAUCAAUAAGGGGGACGCUUCUACCACGGUUAAGCUGCAGAGUGCCAUCAAAUUUAAUGGCGGAGGUCAUGUCAAUCACUCAAUCUUUUGGAAGAAUCUUGCUCCGGUGAAGGAAGGUGGAGGUGAGCCUCCGCAGGGUUCCUUAGCUGGAGCCAUUGACAAUCAGUUUGGCUCAUUGGAAGCUCUAAUCAAGAAGGUGAAUGCUGAAGGUGCUGCUUUGCAGGGUUCAGGAUGGGUGUGGCUUGGUCUGAACAAGGAACUGAAGCAUUUAGUAGUUGAGACCACUGCAAAUCAGUUCUCGAACCGGUGCCGACUCCCAUUUCAUUUUUCAGGAUCCACUAGUGACGAAAGCACCGAGCUUGGUUCCUCUGCUUGGUAUUGAUGUGUGGGAGCAUGCCUACUAUUUACAGUACAAAAAUGUCAAACCGGACUACCUGAAUCACAUAUGGUCGGUAAUGAACUGGAAAUAUGCUGGCGAAGUUUACGACCAGGAGUCAUCUUGAUUCAACGAAUGUCUGGAGUCGCUGUCACGGCAAUCUGAAAAGCUAUUUGCAGUCUAUGUUCUGUGUAUCCGUUACUGAGAUGUGAAAUAAAACGACGAGGACACUCAGGCAAGCCUUUCUGUUAGUUAACUCUUUGCCUGUCAGUUGUUCGAUAUGCAAAUAAAUGAAUUCUUUUCAGCA